AUGGGUGAUAGGCUACGCCUAGCAGUUCGUAUCAUGGGCAAUGCUUCUUCUUUGUUGCUUUAUGCUGCACCAAUCUUGACUUUUACAAGGUUAGUAAGGAAAAGAAGCACUGAAGAAUUCUCAUGCAUCCCAUACAUCGUUGCACUAUCGAAUUGUCUCCUUUACACAUGGUAUGGAUUGCCUGUUGUGAGCUACAAGUGGGAAAAUUUCCCUGUCAUCACCAUUAAUGGUUUAGGGAUCAUCUUAGAGUUAUCUUUCAUCUUCAUCUAUCUUUGGUUUGCUCCAACAAGAGGAAAGAUUAAAGCUGGUACCAUAACGACGAUGGUUAUGGUAAUAUUUACCGUAACUGCAAUUAUAUCGGCUUUCGUAUUUCAUGAUCAUCAUCAUCGGAAAGUUUUUGUUGGGACUAUUGGGCUGGUGGCUUCAGUGGCAAUGUAUGCUGCUCCACUUGUCGUCGUGAAACAAGUGAUAAUGACAAAGAGUGUGGAAUUUAUGCCGUUUUAUUUAUCUUUUUUCUCGUUCUUGGCUAGUGUUCUUUGGUUGGCUUAUGGACAACUGAGUCACGAUCUCCUUCUAGCGUCACCUAAUCUGGUUGGCCUCCCCUUGGGCAUAUUGCAACUUGGACUUUACUGCAAAUAUAGGAAAAGAGGAAUUAUAGAAGAAGAACCAAGCAAAUGGGAUUUAGAGCAUAAUAAUAUCCAGGAGAAACCCAAACAUAUGCAGCUCUCAAUGAACGAAGAUGUCAAUGGAAAGAUCUGAAAAGCAUAUUAAACCUUAGGGUAUGGACUUGUAAUAAUUAUUAUUCUUAAAAGCUAAAGGUGAAAGUUAUUACAAUAUAAA
This is a messenger RNA of Gossypium arboreum, 840 nucleotides long. Its product is annotated as bidirectional sugar transporter SWEET3-like. The coding region runs from base 1 to 759 and encodes 252 amino acids. The record is from RefSeq and is a predicted model, not a curated record. Gene Ontology annotation, biological process: carbohydrate transport. Gene Ontology annotation, molecular function: sugar transmembrane transporter activity. Gene Ontology annotation, cellular component: membrane. The transcript has 6 exons. Lineage: Eukaryota; Viridiplantae; Streptophyta; Magnoliopsida; Malvales; Malvaceae.